AUGUUGGAGCAAGACCAACCGAGCAGCAGCCAUGGGAAUGGGAAAGAGAAGGAGAAGGCCGCGCCACACCUGGAGCACCAAAGCCGCCCUAAGGAGGCGGAGAAGGAGAAGGAGGGCUCCCAGGCAGGGGGACAGAUCUGUUCUUCCCACAGCAGCCUACCUGACCACCCACUAGUGGGUCUGAGUUCAGCCAGGGCUGGGACUGGCUCCGAACAUGGCAGUGCCCCUCCACCAGACACCACAGAUGGUCAAGGUGCUGAUAGUGAUGGCCAUGGUGGUGGUAGUGGUGAUAAUGAUGGCCAUGGUGAUGGCAAUAGUCAUGGUGAUGGCAGUGGUGGUUAUAGCUAUGGGGAUGGUGAAUGUGAUGCUAAUGGUGACAAUCUUACAGAUGGUGCUGGUGAUGGCAACAGUGAUAGUGAUGGUGCUAGAAUCAGCCUUCUCAGCUUGGAAGACUCCAGUACUUUGCGCUGCAAUACAGAAAACCUCUUGGGGAACAUGAAGAAACAGAAUGCACUGGAGGUGGUGGAGAACAAUGGUGAAGAGACCCAGGAAGAGUCUGAGGGACAUGAGGGAUGUGCUGAGCCCAGGAGGGCCAGAGGUGAACAGAGUCACUUUUAUGAAAAUGCUUCUCUAGACCAGUGGCUAUCCUUAGAGACAAGUGCUCUCCCGAGACCGCGCUGGCAAGUUCUUUCCAGGCUGAGGGACAGGCAGCUGGGGUCAAGUGCCCAUUUUGUGUAUGAUGCCUGUGGGGCAAGAGCCUUUGUCCAGCGCUUCUGCCUACAGUAUUCUCUUGAAGGCCAUGCUGCAUGUGUCAAUACAGUGCACUUUAACCAGCGUGGUACCAGGCUGGCCAGUAGCAGUGAGGAUCUGCACGUGAUUGUGUGGGACUGGGUACAUCAGCGCCCAGUACUAAACUUCCAUAGUGGCCACCAAUAUAAUGUUCUACAGACUCAGUUCCUUCCUAAUUCUAAUGACUCCAUGCUGGCCACGUCUGGUCUUGAUGGGCGCGUCCGGGUAGCAUACCUCUCUGCUAUGCCAUCCACUGAGAUCACCAAGUGUUUGGUGAGGCACACGGGAGCAGCUCACAAGUUGGCUUUGGAGCCUGACUCCCCUUCCAAGUUCCUCACUUGUGGUGAAGAUGGUGUUGUGUUCAAAAUUGACCUCCGGCAAAGUCCACCAGCUUCAAAAGUGGUUGUGACAAAAGAGAAUGAGAAGAAAGUGGGACUAUAUGCAAUCUGUACCAAUCCUGCUAAUAUCUAUCAAUUUGGAGUGGGUGGACAGGAUCAGUUUGUAAGGAUUUAUGACCAGAGGAAAAUUGACCAGAAAGAGAACAAUGGAGUACUCAAGAAGUUCUGUCCUCAUCACCUGGCUGAAACCAAUUCUCCACCAUAUGUCACAGGCCUUACAUACAGUCAUGAUGGCACUGAGCUCCUAGCCAGCUAUAAUGAUGAUGACAUCUUCCUCUUUAUCUCCUGUGAUGAUGAUGGAGCUCAGUACAAGAAGAGAUAUAUGGGACACAGAAAUAAUGCCACAGUGAAAAGUGUCCAUUUCUAUGGCCCCAGAAGUGAAUUUGUAGUGAGUGGUAGUGACUGUGGGCACAUUUUCUUUUGGGAAAAAUUGUCUUGCCAGAUUGCUCAGUUCUUGGAGGGUGAUGAUGGAGGCAUAGUACACUCUAUUGAUCCCCAUCCUAACCUGCCUGUGAUGGCAAGCUGUGGCCUAGAUGAGGAAGUCAAGGUCUGGGCCCCCACAGCUGGAGCUCCUACUGAGCUACCUGGGAUAAAGGAUGUGGUAAAAAUCAAUAGACAGAAAGGAGAUGACUUUAACUUGUACCAUGCCUCCCUCUUUGACAACCACAUGCUUUGGUUCCUCACAAGUCACCUUACAGAGGGCCACCCACAGCAUCCUGAGAAUACUCCUAGACAUGGUGCCAGCAGUGCAGGUGUCGAUGUCUCUGACAGCACCUCUGAAGCAUGA
Molecule: messenger RNA, 1974 nt
Organism: Jaculus jaculus (lesser Egyptian jerboa)
Lineage: Eukaryota; Metazoa; Chordata; Mammalia; Rodentia; Dipodidae
Product: DDB1- and CUL4-associated factor 8-like
Exons: 2
Coding region: 1-1974 (657 amino acids)
Cellular component (GO): cytoplasm; Cul4-RING E3 ubiquitin ligase complex
Molecular function (GO): protein binding
Source: RefSeq, a predicted model, not a curated record